AAAAAUCGAUUUAAAAUUGAAAAUACUCAGUCGUGUUUGAAACUUCCAGUCAUCAGGACAAAAUUUUCUUGUUAAAAAAAAAGAAUAUAAUAAAUAAUAAAAUGUCACAUUCAUUUGUUAUUUUAUUUGUUGUAUUGGUUGCAUCUGCAAUUACAAUAAAUGCUCAACAUUGUGGACAAAAUAAACAUUAUGUUAGUUGUGGUUCUGGUUGUGAAAUAAGAACUUGUGAAGAUCUAAAUACACCACCGCCAAGGUUUUGCCCUUUCAUCUGCAAUAGUGGCUGUAUUUGUAACGAAGGCUACAUUCAACUAUCUAAAUCAGAUGACAGAUGUGUACGAAUAAAUGAUUGUCCACCAAUUAUACAAUGUAGAUUAUAAAAAAAUUAUAUUUUUAUUGAAUUUUAAUUCCUAUAAAUACGUAAUUUUAAUAAACUGGAAAUUAUAAUGAACUAAAAAUUAUAAUACACUACGAACUAUAAUAAACUAGAAAUUAUAAAAGACUA
Leptopilina heterotoma is the source of this 502-nucleotide messenger RNA. Its product is annotated as cysteine-rich venom protein 6-like. The record is from RefSeq and is a predicted model, not a curated record. The transcript has 3 exons. Bases 102 to 377 code for a protein of 91 amino acids. NCBI's taxonomy places the organism in Eukaryota, Metazoa, Arthropoda, Insecta, Hymenoptera, Figitidae.